Diospyros lotus (date-plum) is the source of this 1222-nucleotide messenger RNA. RefSeq names its product proteasome subunit beta type-6. NCBI's taxonomy places the organism in Eukaryota, Viridiplantae, Streptophyta, Magnoliopsida, Ericales, Ebenaceae. Gene Ontology annotation, cellular component: proteasome core complex. Gene Ontology annotation, molecular function: threonine-type endopeptidase activity. The record is from RefSeq and is a predicted model, not a curated record. The transcript has 9 exons. The coding region runs from base 224 to 937 and encodes 237 amino acids.
UAACCCCAUUUGUGUCCCUUGGCCCCUAGAUAAAUUGAAUAGAGGAAAUUAAAGCAGCUCAUUCACGUGUUAAGCCAAGGACAGAAACCGUAGUUUUGCAAGAACUGUGAAUCUCUCUCGGCAAUCAGAACGAACGAAGAAGCGUGCGAUUCCAAUCUUGUCUCACGGGCUUUCGAGCAUUGCUUUCAAAAUCGCUUGAAUUCCAAGAAAUACUGAUAUUCUGAUGGAAAAUCCGAGUAUGGAUGUGAAUGGCCCUCACAACAUGGGAACAACGAUCAUCGGUGUCACUUACGAUGGAGGUGUCGUCCUCGGCGCUGACUCUCGAACCAGCACGGGAAUGUAUGUGGCUAAUCGUGCAUCGGAUAAAAUCACGCAGCUGACUGAUAAUGUCUACGUUUGCCGCUCGGGAUCAGCUGCUGAUUCUCAAAUUGUAUCUGAUUAUGUACGGUACUUUCUUCAUCAGCACACGAUACAGCUGGGGCAGCCUGCAACUGUCAAAGUUGUUGCAAAUCUUGUCAGGCUAAUGUCAUAUAAUAACAAGAACAUGCUACAAACUGGUUUAAUUGUUGGUGGGUGGGACAAAUAUGAAGGCGGAAAGAUAUAUGGGAUUCCUCUUGGGGGAACAUUAAUAGAGCAGCCUUUCGCCAUUGGAGGAUCUGGCUCUAGUUACUUGUAUGGAUUCUUUGAUCAAUCAUGGAAAGAAGGAAUGACCGAGGAGGAGGCUGAGCAAUUGGUGGUCAAGGCCGUUUCCCUUGCCAUUGCUCGAGAUGGCGCCAGUGGGGGUGUUGUUCGGACUGUCACUAUAAAUUCAGAGGGCGUGACGAGGAAAUUCUAUCCAGGCGAUAAGCUGCCAUUGUGGCACGAGGAGUUGGAGCCUCAGAACUCGUUGCUAGACAUACUGACUGGGUCUCAUCCUGAGCCAAUGAGCACUCAAUGAAGAUUGCCAUGGUUGUUGAUCACUGUAUUAUUGCUCAUCGGGCAGUUAUUAUCAAAUUGGAUGCUUUUCUGGGUUUCAAAACAACCAAUCUUGACUUGUGUACUUUGGCACUCUUUUUAUCAUCCUAGCUAGACAUGUUAGUUAACAUUUGACUGAAACAUCGGUGAGGGAUCCGCCCAAUCUGUGGAGGGGAAAAAAAAAUUCUGCUUCUUGUUUUACGUUUAGCUUCUUUGAUCAAGGGGUUUGUGUCUUGAAUAUUAUCAAAUCACAGGUUCAGUUCUUGAA